Aspergillus fumigatus Af293 is the source of this 1503-nucleotide messenger RNA. Lineage: Eukaryota; Fungi; Ascomycota; Eurotiomycetes; Eurotiales; Aspergillaceae. The record is from RefSeq and is a predicted model, not a curated record.
AUGUCGCUCGCACGAACAUCCAACGCCCUUCGAAGAUGGCCAUAUCUCUAUGAUAAUCCACUUCUCCUAAGUACCAGUUAUAUCCCCACCAACACCCGUCUCUCGGACUAUCGCACCCCGCGCGCCAGCGAACACAAAACCACAUCUCCACAGGCCACCAGGCCAUUUCACUGUACAACCUCCUGUUAUGCAGCUCGAUCUCCGGCUGCCCGUCGAGCUCAGGCUCAGACUCAGCGGCUCCGGCCAGUCUACUCGAGCGAUGGCCUAUUCAACCUCCCUGCGCAUGGGGACUUGACAGCGCGGCUCAAGUACGUCGACGAGAAAGGACCGCUGCUAUGGAUGUCUGCGCUGGCCGAAGGGCUCCUUGACGACAAAGUCUCAAAGAACACGUUCCUGGAUAUUGCAAAAAGGUUACUGGAAACAGCUCAUAGAGAGCUACCAUCGGCAGACGCCAUCCGGGGGAUAUCCUCAGACCUCAUCUUCCAAAUCGGCUACAUCGUCUCUGGCGGUAACCCAUCCUUCCGAGAAUGGCUCCUCGCCUCCACCACCCACGCAGGCGCCCGCGUGCCCCUCCUCAUGUCUGCUGCCAGAUACCUGAACUCCCUGGGUAACACCGCCCCAGUCCGCACCCCAGCCCUCGAGAAAGUCGAGCAUCUCGCCCUCCAUGACCGCGACCCUCGAGCCAUGACUCUCCACGCUAAGGUCCUCGGCCUCCGGAAACGCUACACGGAUGCCCUCCGCCUCAUCGAGCAGGUCAUGGCCCUCAUCUACCCGUCCAAGGUACCCGUCGCGAAAGACGGGGGGUUCGGGAUGGCGCGCAUCGAGCCGCCCUGGCGCGUGUACGCGUGGCUGAAUGACAAAGCACAAGCUCAAGCGAACGCAGAUACGAAAACGGGCGAGGUUGGAACCAAGACAGAUGAUCUCCUGCGCUCUGCAGCCCUGGACUACCAGGACCCCGAGUCGCUGGUCCAGUAUGCCACAGCGCGGAUGCGAGCGGGCGAUCUGGCCAUGUACGAGGAUUGCAUGAGCCGGGCCGCGACGGCAGGGAAGGCCGAGGCGUGCCGUCGACUCGCGAACUUCUACUAUCUCACUUCGCUGGGACGGUACCCGCGGCGAGGGGUGCACGAGACCGAGGCCAAGACCAGUGCCCCCGUGGAAGUAGCCGCAAAGCCAGCCUCAAGCGCAUCCUCGCGAACGAGUGAGCCGAGCAAUCGCGGGAAACUCUCUGCUCUGUUAUCAAGUGUUUUCGGGCCGCAGCCUCGUGCGGAGUACCGCAAGCUAGCGUUAGAAUGGUACGAGUUGGCUUUCAGCCAUGGGAGUGAGCAAGCGGCCGUGGUUCUAGCGGUGCUACUACGGAAGGAUGGCUCCGCAGCCCGGGGGCUGCAAUUAUUGGAGCAGAUCGAGGGGUCAUCCUCACUAGGGCCCUUCGUUAGGCGUAUCAAGGCUCAGUGGGAUGAACAGGGCCAGGAGAUUGGUAUUCCUCCUGAGUUGCUGGAUGUUUAA